Plectropomus leopardus (leopard coralgrouper) is the source of this 1958-nucleotide messenger RNA. RefSeq names its product eukaryotic translation initiation factor 4E-1A-like. Gene Ontology annotation, biological process: translational initiation. Gene Ontology annotation, cellular component: cytoplasm; eukaryotic translation initiation factor 4F complex. Gene Ontology annotation, molecular function: RNA 7-methylguanosine cap binding; translation initiation factor activity. The record is from RefSeq and is a predicted model, not a curated record. NCBI's taxonomy places the organism in Eukaryota, Metazoa, Chordata, Actinopteri, Perciformes, Serranidae.
AUGCGCGAGUAGGAGUACCAGAUGGCCCAAUCAGCUAUUUUACCAGACGCCCAAAAACCUGAGUGUGAUUUCCAGAAGAUGGCGACCGCGCUGGUGGUGUCAACUUCAGUCCCUGCUAAUCCUGAAAAGGAAAAAUGUGAAACAACCACUCCAAAAGUUAUGAGUCCCGAAUCAUACAUCAAGCAUCCUUUACAAAACAAGUGGGCUCUUUGGUUUUUCAAAAACGACAAAAGCAAAACAUGGCAAGCCAACCUUCGUCUCAUCUCAAAAUUUGACACCGUGGAAGACUUCUGGGCAUUAUACAAUCACAUUCAGCUGUCAAGUAACUUGAUGUCUGGCUGUGACUACUCGCUGUUUAAGGAUGGGAUUGAGCCGAUGUGGGAGGAUGCACGGAAUCGACGAGGUGGCCGCUGGCUGAUAACUCUGUCCAAGCAGCAGCGUAGAGCAGACCUGGAUCGGUUCUGGUUGGAGACGCUUUUGUGUCUUGUGGGUGAAGCUUUUGGCGACCACAGUGACGACGUGUGCGGAUCCGUCAUCAACGUCCGAGCCAAAGGAGACAAAAUAGCAAUCUGGACCACAGACUAUGAAAACAAAGAUGCCAUCACACACAUAGGGCGCGUGUACAAAGAAAGAUUAGGCGUUCCACCUAAAGUGAUCAUCGGAUACCAGUCACACGCAGACACGGCCACAAAAAGCGGCUCCACGACCAAGAACAAGUUUGUUGCCUGAGUAACCAGAAUCACGCCUUUUUUUCUGUUCCUUAAUGGUUCUAUGAAUGUAACUGACAUGUUUACCCACUAACAAACAUUUAAAGUGGAGAUAAAGAUGUUUCCUCUCCGUUUGCCUAUUUGUUGCCACUUGACCAAAGUUUUGUUUACGGUGAGAGGAUGUGAAGUUAAAAUGUAGCACUGUUGUCUGUUGAUAUUUUUGUGGUGGUGUGGGCUGAAGAUGAGCAAAAGAUGUUUUGAUGCCCAGAUUUUGUUUUCACACGCAGCUGCAUAUUUGUGAAGAAUUUAUUUUAUUUAUACUCCCUUUAGUGUAUGCCUAUUAUUUUCUUAAAGUACUUCACAUUAAAGGCAAAAAAUGAAGUAAAACAAUUUCUACUUUGAUAUAAACUGUAGCUCUUUAUUAGUACUGUCUAUUUACAAUUUAAAUGUAUGGAUUUGUUUUACAAUUAGUUGCACAAUGAUAUUUUUUAAACCAUACAUAACCUAUCUUCUAAAAGAGAACAGAACAAAUUGAUUAAAAAAAACAAACUUUAAUUAAUCAGUCAGAAGUUUGAUCGUCAAUGUGCAGUUUUUCAGUUUGACACGUUAUUUAAAAGUCACCGUUUCCAUCGUUGCUAAUCGGUCUUUGUUCAAACUGAUUAGUUUCUUCUGAAGCAGCUUGUCCACAUGUAAAGACGUGAAUUUGAAAUAUUCACGAUUUUGAAGAGAAGGAAACAUAUUUAAAGACACUUUAACUACGUUAAACGUUAACAACAAAUUUCUUGCAAAAAUUGGACCAGGACAAAUAGUAACUUUGUGCCUCAGAUUUAUCACUUGAGCUAAUGUGAGCCGCCCAUACCUGAGCUCCUGAUACACUUUUACCUCUUAUGAAUCUUUAGAGUUUUGAGUUUCAGAGCACAGAAAGAUGUCAGUGAUAAAAACAGCAUUUUGUAUCACAGUGUGUCUUAAUAAUGACAAUAUUGUUUUUCAUGUCUACUUUUUUUACUUAUUAGUGCACAAGCCAUAUUACAGCGUGCAAUGUUCAGUCAAGAAGUUUACUUGUGAGUUCAGUGUGAGUUUUUGUGAUCUACUGGUUUACGUAAUUAUUUCCACUACAGAUUUUGUUUUGUUUGUGGCAAAAAAUGUAGUACUUUGGAGGGAUUGAACCGUGCCUUGAAUGCAACACCCUGCCCUAUAUUUCUGAGCAGUAAAUGUACAGAGACGGAAAAUAAAUAAAACAUGGACAGUGAA